Molecule: messenger RNA, 1675 nt
Organism: Pseudomassariella vexata
Lineage: Eukaryota; Fungi; Ascomycota; Sordariomycetes; Amphisphaeriales; Pseudomassariaceae
Product: Nin one binding Zn-ribbon like-domain-containing protein
Exons: 3
Coding region: 62-1627 (521 amino acids)
Biological process (GO): ribosomal small subunit biogenesis; maturation of SSU-rRNA
Cellular component (GO): preribosome, small subunit precursor
Molecular function (GO): RNA endonuclease activity
Source: RefSeq, a predicted model, not a curated record
CCCAAUUUCCAACUCGUCCACCCCACUAUCCGACAAGAUUAGCGACAAGACGGCCGACACGAUGGCGACCGCAGAACUCCAUAUGAUACCUACCGAGAUGGAAGUGCCAGAGAAGUCAUUAGAGACGCCAAAUGAAGCCUCCAAGAAAUCUCCAGAGAUCUAUUCCGCGCCAACGAAACCGAUACAUACCCUGAUUCUCGAUACGGGACCGCUGAUCAAGAACGACCCUCCCGUCAGUUCGCUUAUCGCGCAAGCGCACGAGCUUUACACCCUCCCUUCAGUCAUCUCCGAGAUCAAAGAUGCAGCUACACGAGCGAGAGUCCAGACACAGUUGCUUCCUUUUAUCAAGUUGCGCAGCCCUAAACCAGAAUCCAGACAAUUCGUUACCGGAUUCGCGCGUCGAACAGGUGAUCUCGAAGUCCUCAGUCGACCCGAUUUGGAUCUUAUUGCUCUAGCCUACGAGCUGGAGAUAGAAAGGAAUGGAGGCGAUUGGCGUUUACGAAAAGAACCGGGGCAGAAGACAGUGAACGGAAAGUCUCCCGCGAAAGCGAAGGAGGAGCUUGAACGGCAAGAACAGCAGGCCACACCAGAAACUGGUGCCGAGACCGAACAUCCAGUGGCGAGCAACACUGCCCAAGUCCCGGAAAUCCCAGAAAUCCCACAGGACGUACAAUCCGCAUCAAAAUCCGCUGCUGAGGGCGAACGGCCGGUCGAGAACAAGAUUGUCGAUUCGCUAGAACCGCUACAGGAGGCAUCACCAACAACAGGUGAGGCGAUUUCCGCAGACGUGUCGAACAUUGAAAUCGAAGCUCCCAAGCCUGACGAAGUCGCGCCUGAAGCACAAGAGCAAGAGCAACAGCCGGUUAUUGACCAGGAGGCGGUUUCUCACCAAUUAGAGUCUCUGUCAUUUGAGCCUUCGUCGACUAAAGUUCCGCAAUCCGAGGGCGCUUCCGGGUUCGCGGGAAAUCCUGCGGAAGAGGAUGAUGACGAUGAAGCUGGAUGGAUAACACCCUCAAAUGUGAAGACACACCUGGCCAAAGAUCAGAAUGGCUCCCCGGAAGAACCCAUUCAGAAGCUCCUCCAAGUCGCUCUUCUCACGUCUGAUUACGCCAUGCAGAAUGUCCUUCUCAGAAUGAAUCUAAACCUGGUUUCUCCCAGACUAGCACGCAUCACCCGUGUCAAGACUUGGAUUCUUCGUUGCCAUGGUUGUUUCCAAAUCACGCGGGAUAUGUCAAAGACGUUCUGCCCCAAAUGUGGCCAGCCAACAUUGACGCGCGUGAGCUGUUCCACGGACCAAAGCGGCAACUUCCAGAUCCACCUGAAGAAGAACUUCCAAUGGAACACCAGGGGCAACGUGUACAGCGUACCGAAACCCACACACGGGACCGCGAACGGUAAGUACAGAGGACAGGGAGGUGGCAGGAACGGAUGGGGCCAGGAACUCAUUCUGGCGGAAGACCAAAAGGAGUACACUAGGAGGGCGGUCGAGGACCGGCGGAUAAAACAAAAGGAUUUGAUGGAUGAGGAUUAUCUCCCUAGUAUCUUGACCGGAAACCGCCAGGGUGGUCAUGGCAAGAUACGAGUCGGCGCUGGGAGAAAUAUCAACUCCAAAAAGAGGCACGCAUAGAUUCACGAUCAACUGGGAAUACAUAGAUGAUACCACAACACUUGUGAA